This is a messenger RNA of Dreissena polymorpha, 6267 nucleotides long. Its product is annotated as A disintegrin and metalloproteinase with thrombospondin motifs 9-like. Bases 1 to 4599 code for a protein of 1532 amino acids. Lineage: Eukaryota; Metazoa; Mollusca; Bivalvia; Myida; Dreissenidae. The record is from RefSeq and is a predicted model, not a curated record. Gene Ontology annotation, biological process: proteolysis; extracellular matrix organization. The transcript has 35 exons. Gene Ontology annotation, molecular function: zinc ion binding; metalloendopeptidase activity. Gene Ontology annotation, cellular component: extracellular matrix.
AUGGAGGUGAACAGUAUUUACAGGAGCCAUACUAUUCAACAGUUCAUACACAUCAUCGUAGUAAAAAUUGUUGUCUUUCAAACAGAUGGGGAACCAAAAAUAACCCCUAACGCCGGUGAAACAUUGAAGAGAUUCUGUAAAUGGCAGUCUCGGAACAACGCUCCAGAGGGUAAUCAUCUGCAUUACGACACUGCAAUCCUUCUGACCAGACAAGAUAUAUGCCGAGCACCUGAAAAAUGUGAUACACUGGGUUUAGCCGAACUUGGUACGAUGUGCGACGCAGAGCGAAGCUGCUCUGUUGUUGAGGACAACGGAAUCAGUGCAGCCUACACUAUAGCCCACGAGCUUGGACAUGUUUUCAAUUUACCACAUGACGGUGAUGAGCCCUGCCGCAGACCCGCCUAUAACCGCGACCCCUCUGCCAAGACCCAUAUUAUGUCCCCUACCAUAGACAAGAAGACUGACCCAUGGUCUUGGUCUGAAUGUAGUGCAAAAAUGCUCGCAAAAUUCUUGGAUGCGGGCCUGGGCAAUUGUCUACACAACAAGCCAAAGAAUAAAAAGUAUCGCCAAAAAAUCAAGGAAAUCCAAAUCAAGAAAUCUGGUGCAAUUUAUGAUGUUGACAAACAGUGCGCGCUCAUGUUUGGACGAGGCCAUAGACACUGUCAGUUUCAGAAAAUGUGUUCAGAACUGUGGUGCACAAAUUUCAAUGGAUGUAAAACACAGCACAUGCCCAUGGCGGAUGGAACCAUAUGUGAUCACGGAAAAUGGUGCAUGAAAGGACAGUGUGUGAAAGCAAAACAGGAAAAAGCGGUGAAGGGUGGGUGGAGUAAAUGGUCACCGUACGGCAAAUGUUCCCGCUCCUGCGGUGGUGGCAUCAAACAUGCGACUCGAGAAUGCAACAAUCCCAUACCAAGUGGGGGUGGCCGCUACUGUACUGGCAAGAAAAUUAAGUAUCGUCAUUGCAAUACUGCUACGUGUCCAGUCACUGCUGAUGACUUCAGACUGGAACAGUGUGCCGAGUACAACAGUCAGAUGCGUGCUUAUAACAUCCCUUAUGGCUCCAAGUGGAUCCCAAAAUAUGAUGGAAUUCAAGAGAAGGACUGGUGUAAGCUGUACUGCAAGGCGGAUUCCAACCCCUCCUACUUCUUCAUGCUUAGCAACAAGGUUGUCGAUGGGACCAAGUGUCGACCUGACGAUGAUGACAUCUGCGUCAGUGGCCAGUGUCGGCGAGCUGGUUGUGACAAUAAGCUGGGUUCAAACAUGAAGCGUGAUCGUUGUGGCGUGUGUGGUGGUGACAACGGCUCGUGUAAAACCAUCACUGGCACCUAUAACACCAUCCAGUCAGAUUACAACACGGUGACUGUGAUCCCUGCUGGUGCCACGAACAUCGACAUUCGGCAACAUGGCUAUGUGUAUGACCCCUCAAAGAAGGGAGACGAAAAUUAUCUUGUGCUGGUCAACUCUCAGAACGAGUACCUGUUUAACGGUCAGUACCUGAUAACACAAUACCCAAUGACGGUCAAGGUCAAGGGCGCCGCCCUGUUCUACACAGGGUCGGCUACAGUCGAGGAGAGAAUAAACUCCACUGGUACACUUGGAGAGAACCUCACUUUGCAGGUGUUGUCAGUGGGAGACCUGAACCCACCCGACAUCCAUUUCUCCUACACAAUGUCGCUGCGCAGUGACGAGGUACGGUUUUCCUGGAAGGAGGACACGGAAUGGACUGACUGUGAUGACAUCUGCAACGGUCGCAGGUACAGAAAGGUGAAAUGUGUGCGUGACGAUACCCACUCCCCUGUGUCUGAACAGAGAUGUGAAAAUGAACCCAAGCCUAACGUGGAAUCAGAAAGAUGCAAUCCAUUCUGCACAAUCAGCUGGAGAGUGUUAAGAGAUGACUGCUCGUCCAACUGUGGCCAAGGCAUAGCUAAGCAGUACGUAUCCUGUCUACUCACGACGAGACACAACACCACUGUAGUUGACAUGGAGCACUGCAUGAAACGCACCUCAAUCAUUGGUCCACGGCCCCUAGAGCAGGUGACAUGCUUCGGGAAGUGCCUUGACACGCAGUGGAAGUAUUCAGCAUGGACUGAAUGCACAGCGACGUGUGGAGGGGGUGUCCAGAAACGCAGCUUCACCUGUGUGGACUCCAGGGGAUCAGAACUGAGCGAGUCCUACUGCAGUGCCAAGGAUCGUCUCCUGGAGCGGGAAUGUAAUGCUGACCCAUGUCCUGUGUGGAAGGUCCAUGACUGGACAGCUUGCUCCGUAACCUGUGGACGUGGCAGCCAUCACCGCAAGGUUACCUGCCACAUUGGUGACAAGGAGGUCAUUGAAACUCAGUGCGACCACAAACAGAAGCCAGCCAAUAAGCUUGAGUGUAACCUUGGUCAAUGUCCUGACUGGAUCGCUGAGGAGUGGGGGGAGUGUUCGGCUUCGUGUGGUGAAGGCGUUAAGCAGCGUUAUGUGACAUGCAUGGACAGUACAGGCGCCAAGGCUGACCCCUCCGACUGCGACCUAGAAUCAAAACCCACAGACAAUGCGUCAUGUCUGAACCGGGCGUGUGGAUACUGGCGCAUGGGAGAAUGGAGCAAGUGUUCCAAGACCUGCAGUGCUGGCACACAGACCCGAGUUGUAGUCUGCACGCUACUAGAGCGACAGACAGCGGAGGAAGUUCACUGCGACCUUGAUGUGAAACCAGAGUCUGAGCGGGCGUGUGUACUAGAGGAAUGCUCACCUGAGGACUUAGAAAUCGGAAUAAUCGUUUCCAAUACGGUUGUCGGAAUCAGCCAUUGGAGAAUUGGGCCGUGGAGCGCUUGUUCGGCUUCAUGCGGGACGGGCUGGCAGCGACGUCUGGUUCAGUGUCAUGACGAAAAGGGGCCAAGUGAGAACUGUGCUGAUAACCAGAAACCAGAGGGUAGUCAGUCAUGUGACGCCGGCCCUUGCCCCACCUGGGUGAAAGGGGAGUGGUCUCAGUGCUCCAAAUCCUGUGGAGACAUGGGCAUGCAGAAACGAACUGUAGUCUGCCAAUUGUCAGAUGGUGCCACCCUUCCUGAAUCAAGCUGUGACAUUUUUAACCGCCCGCCGGAUACCGGCAUAUGCAACAAUGGUGCCUGUUCUAAAAGGCGAACCUGGCAAGUGGGACCGUGGGCUCCGUGCUCUGUAACCUGUGGCACUGGUUCAUCGCAACGUGAGGUCAUCUGCGUGUCUGAAUCUGGGAUCCCGCAUCCAUCGUCUGAGUGUGAUGAUCAAAAACCUAGGAACACUAAACGAUGUACAAAGACACCAUGUCCAUCCUGGGCCUAUACCAAAUGGGGAAAGUGUUCCACUUCCUGUGGUACAGGUACCCAGCACAGGCAGGUUGUGUGUCGUGUGGGAAGCCGUGACAUUGUACCUCAUGACCUGUGUCUCAACGCCAAGCGACCUAAGGCAGAGAAGAAGUGCAACCAGCGACCCUGCUCGGACUACAUGUGGAAGGCCAUGGAAUGGUCUAAUUGUACAAAAGACUGUGGUUUCGGAAUGAAGACAAGAGAGGUCAUUUGCACUAACAUAGAAAAUGAACCAGUCAACAGUAGCCUGUGUGAUGUAGAAAAACGUCCAAAAGACCGAAGACGAUGUAGCGAGUUUCCUUGCCCAUUCAUGUGGAACACUAGCCCGUGGUCGGAAUGCUCUGCAUCCUGCGGGGAAGGCAGUCAAUCUCGUCGAGCAGUUUGUCAGGCGGUGACAAAGGAAGGAUGGAUUCUUCCAGGCGAGGUCCCGUACGGGUGCAAGAUCUCUGACAGGCCUCCCGAGUCCCAGAUCUGCAACCACGGACCAUGCCAGGCCCGUUACAAGUGGGUCGUCGCCCCAUGGGGAGAGUGCUCUACGCGAUGUGGCCAUGGCGUGGAGAGACGUCUGGUACAGUGUGUUGACCCCACGGGAAAAAAGAAAACAAAAAAAUUAUGUUCCAAGGCCCACCGACCUGAUGGCCGUAGACCCUGUUAUAAUGGACCAUGCUUUGCAAGAUCAUGUAAACAACUCAAAGAGGAGACUUCAAUACGUCAAGAUGGCAGUUAUAAGCUAUUUGUGCGUGGGCGACUUUUAGAGAUAUACUGUAAAAAUAUGCGCGACAAGUUUCCAGAAGAAUUCCUGACUUUACCAGCAGGGGACGUGGAGAACUUCUCAGAAAUCUAUCCAUUCAGAUUAAAGCGACGUCGCACCUGCCCUAACAAUGGGACCCGGCCAGAGGCCUGCACCGAGUGUCGUGACCGGCCCUACCAGAACGCGGGCAAGACGUCUUACUCCAAAGUGAAGAUUGAUCUACUUACUCUGCAGCUACAAGUGACAGACCAAAGUUUCUCAACAUCCAUCAAUGGAAAACACAUUCCACUCGGCACGGCGGGCGACUGUUACAGCAGUGGCGACUGUCCACAGGGGCGCUUCCUCAUCAACCUCUCAGGAACGGGGCUGGCUGUUACCCACAACACCACUUGGGUCACACAGGGCAAGAACUCCUCUCAGCGCAUUGAACGAAUUCAGGAUGGUGAGAUCGUGCAAGGCUGGUGUGGGGGUCUCUGUGGCUGGUGCUCGCCUCAGACUGGUAUACAGCUCACCGUACUCUCCUAGUUGUUCUCCUGGGGGCGGGCCUUGGAGCGGGAAAUAUCGUGCAACCAGUCCAAGAUGAGUGGGGAAUUGUUGUCACACUACCGCAGAAAAGCGUCUUUCAUUUUUGUUUUUCUUUGAGAUUAUCAACUCAGUUUUUGUAUGUACAUUGCAGCUGUCUGGGGAACUGCCCAUUGUAAAUACCACAUUGUUCCAGGCCAUCUUCCUGUUGUGUUGUUAUUGAAUUGUUUUAUUUUGGAGAUGAACUUUUUGACUAUGUCCUCAGUUUUAUUUAUACGUGUGUGUUAUUGUUUGGCGAUUGUGUUUGUUUAGAUCAUGGAUUGUAAUUGUACCAAAAUGACUGUUAUUGAGAUAAACUUUUGAGUUUGUACUUUGUAGUGCCUGUUUAUUUAUAUCAAAAUGUGUCUGAGUUUAUUCUGUUUAUUAUUCAUAUUACAUAAUUUAUUUAUUGCUUACAGUUGUAUAUAUAACAUAAGUAUUGGCUUAACAACAUGCAAUUUUUAAAAUAAAUAUUUGUUUGUCUAAAUUUAUUUUACUCUUGCAUGUGUUAUAUUUAUUUAAUUGAAUUUACCUAAAUUUGCGAAUAUUUUUUCUUAGAUUGGAUUUUGAAUGAAUGGGAAUGUUUUGUGUUUAUAAUUUGGUAAAUGCGUGUCAGUGUAUGUUUUGAUUUAUUAAAUAUGCAUAAUUUGUCUUUUUACCAUUAACAUUUUUUGUCUUCCUUUUCAUUUCUUUAUAGCAAAAAUCAAAUAACUUAUUUAAAUCUCAGUUUUUAUGCACACGUUAAUGUUUCUUAUUAAAGAUUAACUAGUUAAACCUUUUUAAUAAUUCAUUAGAAAAAUCUGUUAUUUUGUUCAUAGUAUGUAACAAAUGUAAAAUGCUAUACGUUUAUGAUUACAACUAAUUGAGCAAUAAUUGUUUUGUAAAGGUUGCAAAAUCAUUUGUUAUUCAUCAGACAUAACAGUACAGUAUGUGUGUAAAUGAAUACAGCUACAAAUUAUUUAUUUGAUCAUUUUGCAUUAAAAUUACUCAUUUGUACCGUCCUAGGCCAAGCGGAAAGUUGCAAUACGACAACAUUUUGUUUCAUACACAUUGUUUUAUAUUUCCGAGGUAAAAUCAGGUAAUAAUUCAGGAAGAUUUAUUUGUCAUUUCAUGAGAGCAUGAUCUAAGCAAAAAUUCAUUGUAAGUUUGAUGGUGUCAAAUGUUUAUUUCAAUUUGUUUUUGCAGUCCAAUUUAUUUGUCAAUUUCUAGAAUAACUUGUGAACACUUGGCACCAAAAAGGUCUACUAAAAGACAGUAAACUUUAAAUUACAUAAUUAAUUACAAAAUGAAGAGGAUAUUUUUUCUGUUUUUAUAACCAUUUACCUUUUAUAGUAGAGCUAUUUGCUUGUUAUCUUAACAUUUUUCAUUACGAACAUUUUUUUAGCUCACCUGAGCACAACGUGCUCAUGGUGAGCUUUUGUGAUCGCUUUUUGUCCGUUGUGCGUUGUGCGUCGUCAACAUUUGCCUUGUUAACUCUCUAGAGGCCACAUUUAUUGUCCAAUCUUCAUGAAAUUUGGUCAGAACAUUGGUUUCAAUGAUAUCUUGGAUGAGUUCGUAAAUGGUUAUGUUUGCUUGAAAAACAUGGCUGCCAAGGGGCGGGGUAUUUUCUCUUAUAUGGCUAUAUAUGGCUAU